UUAUCAAUAUUGUUAUUGUCCCCUGUUUGCCCGCUCGAAACUGUCAAUACUCGCACCAAUUCUCGUCUCGAUACGAUCCACUUCUAGCCCUCCAUGGCCGCACCUCGCAACCAACUGGCUGCGGCUUCAUGGCGAGCGCUUGCUAAAUUUUCAGAUCAAUCUUGCCCUCGACUUCGAACCCAACCCCAUAUCGCAAUGACCUCAUGCUCGCGAUCGAAACUUUACUCCACCUCACCUGAUACAUCUCGAUUCUCUUACCAUGUCGCAUCCUCCUUUAUUGCCAAGGAUAGACCAUAUGAUCCUUCUAGCCACGUCUUCCACUUUAACCCAUACAAUCGAAUUCAGCCUCCAAGAAACCGACGACCUUCUGCCCGUCCCGAGUCUGGUCACGAUGCCUUCUUUGUCAGCCGGGUUAACGAUUCCGGUUCAGUAGCCUUUGGCGUUGCUGAUGGCGUCGGAGGCUGGGUAGACUCCGGUGUUGACCCCGCUGACUUUUCCCACGGAUUCUGCGACUACAUGGCGCUAGCUGCUCACGAACACCAAACCAGCUCGGAGCCCCCCUUGACGGCUAGACAAUUGAUGCAGAAGGGAUAUGAAGCAAUCUGCAACGAUCGCAGCCUUCGCGCUGGCGGAAGCACAGCAUGUGUAGCCAUUGCAGGAGCGGACGGAAAUUUAGAGGUUGCGAACCUUGGCGAUUCCGGCUUCCUGCAACUACGAUUAAACGGUGUUCACACAUACUCGGAACCUCAGACUCAUGCCUUCAACACUCCGUUCCAACUGUCGCUUGUACCUCCCAGUGUUGCUGCUCGCAUGGCGGCUUUCGGCGGCGCCCAACUUAGCGACCUGCCCCGCGACGCUGACGUGACCCAACACGCACUCCGUCAUGGCGAUAUAAUUGUCCUCGCAACCGACGGUGUUUUGGACAACCUAUUUAACCAAGAUAUACUACGAAUCGCCAGUCGAGUCUUGGUUUCUUCAGGGGCUUGGGUAAUGACUGAAGCUGGUGGUGUUCGCAUGGCAGAGUCUUUGGAACCCCUGGUCGAGCUACCCGACAACUCUGAGGGCAAGCGAACAGUAACACUUCAGAGCGCACUUGCUACCGAACUCGUAACAGCAGCCAAGCGCGCCAGUGUUAACACCAAAGUCGACGGCCCAUUUGCCAAGGAAGUUCACAAAUAUUAUCCCCAUGAGAACUGGCACGGAGGCAAAGUCGACGAUAUUUGUGUGGUGGUAGCAGUGGUCAACGAGAUUGCUUCUGCUGCAAAGAGCAAGCUAUGAUUUAUUUUGUCAAUUUUGUUUUACGGCGCAGUUUCAUGAUAGAGCAGAGUACGACAUAUAAAGAUGGGAACGCAAGCAUUUGGUUUAACUUGGGAAGUUUGGAGUCUUUAAGUCGGUCACAUAGACGGCAAAGGCAGCGCUGUGGCUUGCUUGAAUCGUGGGAUUGUAUAUGGACCGGGCGUAUUGAAAAGGGAUCACAUACAUUCUUAAUUAAAAGUAGUUUGUGUUUUAGCAUUAUUUGUUCAUGUUCCUUCUACAGGUCUGGAAGAGACAUUCCUGUAACUCUGUGGUAUGUGAAGCCCGGCAUAGCAU
Messenger RNA from Fusarium graminearum PH-1, 1590 nucleotides. RefSeq lists its product as uncharacterized. The transcript is spliced from 2 exons. NCBI's taxonomy places the organism in Eukaryota, Fungi, Ascomycota, Sordariomycetes, Hypocreales, Nectriaceae. The coding region runs from base 94 to 1278 and encodes 394 amino acids. The record is from RefSeq and is a predicted model, not a curated record.